AUGGGUUCCCUUUCACUGGAAUUCGAGGGACUCACUGACGAUGAUACACAGUCUAUGUUGUCCGCUGCUCCAGAUUCACCUCACGCUGGCUUCGGAGAAAAUUAUCCCAACACGAGGUCACAAAUUGGACUCAGCCAGCACAAUUUAGCAGCAUUCAAUAGCUUAUUCCAAUCCCAUGAUGACGCACUCGCAAAGGAUGUCCCGGCAAAGCCAGAGUCCUCCUGCCACACCACCGGCACUAACUCAUCUCGACCACAGUUUGUGCCUCCGAAAGGUCCCCGAAAACAGCAUCGGACCGGUUUCCGGCAGUUGCCCGGAGCCAAUGGCGUUGUCAAGAGGGGUAGACCUUCCAAGAACGAAUACAAACUUGCUGGUGUCGAAGUUGACAUGUACGCCCUCAAGGGUGUCACUCUUAAUGGCCCGGCCAAAUCCUUGGCUGAAGUCAAGGGCGGUGAAGUCGUGGCCAAGAGGGCGAUCAGCAGGGGCAGCCAGAGGAGCAGGGCCCAAAAACCGAAGAGCUCCGCGUCAACUGCUGCCAGAGCGAAGUCCGCAUCUGGACUAUCACAAGCGAUCCAGGAGGAAGCUUUGGUGCCCGAAGAAGUCACAUUGAUGCCGAACCAAAGCCACAGAGACAGUCAAGAUAUGCUGUUUUCAGCCGCAGAAGGAUCUUCAACUUACAACUACGACCAAGCUUUGUGCGAGCCCAACAUCGAAAAUUCAACUCAGUCAUCCGCUUUCCAAUCCCUGAAUGAUCAGAUCGCAUCCCUACUUAGCACUGAAUAUAAUAACGGGAUUACACCCCAGUACAACUUCGGUUAUUCUCAGUGGGAUCCAAGCAUGAUGGCCGACCCUGGCUUUGAGCCAUUGAAUGACCCUCAAUCACUGGCUGGCCUGCAAGAAUUCGCCAACCUUCAACAGCAAUCAUCUCACCUUCCAGCUCUCAACCCACCCCAAUCUUCCAGUCCCCAGCCUGACCCGAAUCUGGACCCACGCCUGAAUUGUCCCAGCUUGAGUCUGCCUUGGCAGGAGCAGCUGUAUGCCAAUCCUACCUUUGGCCUUGAUGGUAGUCUCCCGAACCCCAACUCCCAGACGACUGUUUACAACGAAUAUGCGUGCCCUUCAGUCUUCCAGAACUUGCCGCUUUAA
This is a messenger RNA of Puccinia triticina, 1146 nucleotides long. RefSeq lists its product as uncharacterized. The record is from RefSeq and is a predicted model, not a curated record. The transcript has a single exon. Lineage: Eukaryota; Fungi; Basidiomycota; Pucciniomycetes; Pucciniales; Pucciniaceae. Bases 1 to 1146 code for a protein of 381 amino acids.